AGAACCAAACAUCUCGAGAAAUCCGCCCUUGAGGCGCACAAUGGCCAUUUUCGCGCCUCACGGGAAAGUUGGCUAGCUACAGCUAUGAUCUGCUUCAGACGGUGACGAUUGGCAGCUAAGAAAUUCGCCGCUGCCCUGAGAGCCACACAUGCUUGAAUGCCACACGCAAGGUUGGCGAAGCAGCUCUUUGACAGUUUGGAGAUUCGGGGUAAUCUUAACCCCAUCAGCCAAAUGCAUGUUGAUGUCCUUAAGCUGUGGGUUUUUGGUUCUCAGGGUAAAAUCAUCCCAAAAGCAGUCGAUGACUUCAGAACAUGUGUUGCGGAGACAAUCUUCACAAAGCCGAGGUAAGGCCAGCAACCAGGUAUUUUUGGCAUUGAUAUAUCUUGACUGCUUGAUGCAGCUAGGUGCCCUUGGUGUUGGGGCUCGCUAUGCUGAUGACAACGUCUGGGUACGCAGGGCUAAUGAUGCCACCCAACCACCAUAACCUGCAGCGGGUCAAUUGGCCUGGAUUGCCUAACAGUAGCAGCAAUGCUCCUCAUUGUGGCUACCUAAGCGGCCUAAGGACGGAAUGGGCCAGCUCACCAAGAACGGGAUGCUGUACAACGUCAGGAGGCUACGUGUGAGCAGCAGCUAUAUCGUCAAGGAGGGGGUC
Xylaria bambusicola is the source of this 652-nucleotide messenger RNA. RefSeq lists its product as uncharacterized. Lineage: Eukaryota; Fungi; Ascomycota; Sordariomycetes; Xylariales; Xylariaceae. The coding region runs from base 149 to 484 and encodes 111 amino acids. The transcript is spliced from 2 exons. The record is from RefSeq and is a predicted model, not a curated record.